Nannizzia gypsea CBS 118893 is the source of this 549-nucleotide messenger RNA. Its product is annotated as mitochondrial 54S ribosomal protein YmL8. Gene Ontology annotation, cellular component: ribosome; mitochondrial large ribosomal subunit. The transcript has 2 exons. Bases 1 to 549 code for a protein of 182 amino acids. Gene Ontology annotation, biological process: translation. Gene Ontology annotation, molecular function: structural constituent of ribosome. Lineage: Eukaryota; Fungi; Ascomycota; Eurotiomycetes; Onygenales; Arthrodermataceae. The record is from RefSeq and is a predicted model, not a curated record.
AUGGCUGGCGGUGCGAUGAAAUAUCGUCACUUGGGGCGAAAAUCCUCACAUCGACGGGCCCUGCUCCGAAAUCUAGUCACCUCUCUCUUCACACAUGAAUCGAUAACGACGACAUGGCCCAAGGCAAAGGAGGCCCAGAGACUGGCGGAGAAGCUGAUUACACUUGGAAAGAAGAACACAGAGGCCAGCCGGAACAGAGCAACGACCUAUUUCUUCGCACCUCAUAAAAUGCUGCCAAAGCUCUUUGGACCUCUUCGAGAACGCUACAUGGACCGACCAGGCGGCUACACCCGAGUACUGCGCAUCGAACCCGAGAAGUCAGAUCAGGCCCCCUCCGCCAUUCUUGAGCUGGUAGACGGCAAGCGAGACAUGCGGUUUGCCAUGACUGCUAAAACGCUUGCUCACCAGCGAGUCAAUGGAGAAGAAGAGAUGAAUGAAAUCACAGCGAAGAACGUGGCGAAGGUGACGAGAUACAGACCCGACGGAGAAGCAGCGCUGGAGAAGGAGGUGAAGAGGUUAUUCAACGAAGUGAAAGGCCGCCGACGCUGA